Doryrhamphus excisus (bluestripe pipefish) is the source of this 3321-nucleotide messenger RNA. RefSeq names its product glucuronic acid epimerase b (gene glceb). Gene Ontology annotation, molecular function: heparosan-N-sulfate-glucuronate 5-epimerase activity. The record is from RefSeq and is a predicted model, not a curated record. Gene Ontology annotation, cellular component: Golgi apparatus. Gene Ontology annotation, biological process: heparan sulfate proteoglycan biosynthetic process. NCBI's taxonomy places the organism in Eukaryota, Metazoa, Chordata, Actinopteri, Syngnathiformes, Syngnathidae.
UCUGUGCUCAGUCGCUGUUGUGCCGGAGAGGCGGUGCGAUCACCCCGUCCUUCAGCGGCUGCUUGCGCCUGCUUCAGUGUGGAUCUUCGAAGCUAACCUCCAGACGAACACAGCAAGAUUAAGCUCUGCGCCGUUUAUCACCUUUAAAUGCUGCAGGUGAGCUGGGACCAUGCGCUGCCUGGCUGCUCGUGUCAACUAUAAGACCCUCAUCGUCAUCUGCGCCCUUUUCACGCUCAUCACGGUGCUGCUGUGGAAUCGCUGCUCCACCAACACCUCCCUGCGCUUCGUUCCUCGAGCUGCUUUGGUGGCGCCCAGCCCCAACGGGGGCGACGCCAGCAGUCAGCAACACCCCGCGCAACCUCCAGAACCUCCACCGAUUGUGAGCGGAAGCAAGUACGAGGAAAUCGACUGCCUGAUCAACGAUGAGUCCACCGUCAAAGGCCGGCGUGAAGGUGGAGAGAUCUUCAUGCCCUUCAGCUGGAUGGAGAAAUACUUUGAGGUGUACGGCAAAGUGGUGCAGUACGACGGCUACGAUCGCUUCGAGUUCCAGCACAGUUACUCCAAGGUGUACGCCCAACGGGAGCCCUACCACCCCAACGGCGUCUUCAUGUCAUUCGAGGGCUACAACGUGGAGGUCCGGGAUCGCGUGAAGUGCAUCAGCGGAGUGGAAGGUGUUCCUCUGUCCACGCAGUGGGGCCCUCAGGGCUACUUCUACGCCAUCCAGAUUGCCCAGUACGGCUUGAGCCAUUACAGCAAAAACCUGACGGAGCGCCCCCCCCACCUGGUUGUCUAUGACGCAGCGGAGGAGAAAGAUGGCAGGAGCGGCUCUGCGGCUUGGACUGUACCAAAGGGCGCCAGUCUCGGCCGCGUGUACGACAAGAGCCGAGCUUCCUCGGUGCGCCAGUUCAGCGCUCCAGAGUCGUCUGAGGGCGUGUCACUCUCGCUCGACAACACCAAAGACUUCAUCCUCAGCUUGGACAUCAAGUUCACCUCCAACGGCAGCUUGACGGUCAUCCUGGACACCACAGAGAAAGGCCCGCCCUUCGCCAUCCGCUAUGUGACCAGCAGUCAGCUCAUCGCCUUCAAAGAUCGAGACAUCACCUACGGCGUUGGGCCGCGGACCGCCUGGAGCACCCUGACACGAGACCUGCUCACAGACCUCAGGAAAGGCGUUGGUUUGUCCAACACCAAGGCUGUGAAAGCCACCAAGAUCAUGCCCAGGCGAGUGGUGCGCGUGGUCCUCCAUGGGCGGGGCUUUGUGGACAACAUCACCAUCUCCACCACCGCCCACAUGGCCGCCUUCUUCGCCGCCAGCGACUGGCUGCGGCGCAACCAGGACGAAAGGGGCGGGUGGCCCAUCAUGGUCACGCGGAAGCUAGGGGAGGGCUUCCGGCCGCUGGAGCCCGGCUGGUACUCGGCCAUGGCCCAAGGCCAGGCCAUGUCCACCCUGGUGCGAGCCUACCUCCUCACCAAGGACCAGGCUUACCUCAACGCGGCGCUGAAGGCGGUGGGACCCUACAAGGUUCCUUCGGCGCAGCACGGGGUCAAAGCCGUGUUCCUCAACAAAUACGACUGGUACGAAGAGUAUCCCACCUCGCCCGGUUCCUUUGUCCUCAACGGGUUCAUCUACUCCCUGCUGGGACUCUACGACUUGAGCGAGACCGCCGGCGAGAAGCUCGGCAGGGAGGCGGGGCAGCUGUUCAGCCGCGGCAUGGAGUCGCUGAAGGCCAUGCUGCCGCUCUUCGACACCGGCUCGGGGAGCAUCUAUGACCUCCGCCACUUCAUGCUGGGCGCCGCCCCCAACCUGGCCCGCUGGGACUACCACACCACCCACAUCAACCAGCUCCAGCUGCUGGCCUCCAUCGACGGCGCUCCCAUCUUCAGGGACGUGGUGAGGCGCUGGAAAAGCUACUUGAAAGGGAGCCGCGCUAAGCACAACUAGACCGGCUGGACUGGACUUAGACUAGACCACCUAGACCGGCUGGACUGGACCGGAGCGUCAAGACGCUGACUGGAUGCUCGUCCGAACCGGAACAGGAAGCUUUUAUUGCGUGCCGGUCCCAAGUAGCUUACUCGAACUCGAGGUCCGGUGUUGCAGGCGGGGUCGUCUCCGCAGAACUGUUGGUAGCGCGUGCUUGCUUCUCCAAGUAGUCUUUGGAAUUAUGGAAUUAUGGAAUUAUGCACAGGCCGGGUUUGAACAUGCAACGCUUCUGCGUCCCCAGGAAUGACCCCCACUGUCCGAGAUGCAUUCGCCACAACAAUCCUGUAAAUAUGACAGUGAACGCAUCACAAUCUCAUACGUUCUUUCAAUGAUAGCUUAGCACCUUAGUUAGCGCUAUGCUAACACCAACAAGCUACAAAGUGUAGACUUAGUAACGCGGAUGGCCGCCUCUCUGCACAUCCCUAAUAUCAGGGUUCCACAAGUGUGGAAUUUCAACACAUUUCCAGGUCUGGAAAAGUAUGGAGAAAUAAUUCCCGUUUCUUGAUGCCGUUACCACCUUCCUGUUUUCCGAAAGAUCAAAUUAUGAAUUUUUUGAUACUUUAUUCAUUAUUCAUCUCCAAGAGAAAUUCACCUUUCCAGUCCAGGCCGGUGUGUAGUAUAUGCCCCCCCCCAACCCCCCAAGGGAUGAUCUUAGUCUUAGGACAGUGAUAGUAAUCUGCCACUGAAACUGAAUAAGCAUCUCCUAGUCCGAGUCAUGGUUCUCCCCCUAGUGUGGGGUGCCAUCUCCGGGUCGGGGACGAGGAGUUGAAGUACAUUUGGAUCAGGUUCAUGGGGGAGGGCAGGAUGGAACGCGAGAUCACGCCGUCUGCAUCGGUCCCUUCUGGAGAAAAGGCAACGCUCUCAAUUUAGCGGUGGAGCUACGUUCCUACCCUCACCUUUGGUCCGAGCUUUGGGGAUUGACCGGAAGGAUGAGAUCAAUCAACCAACCAAUCAACCAAUCAAUCAACCAACCAAUCAACCAACCAACCAACCAACCAACCAACCAAUCAAUCAAUCAACCAACCAACCAACCAACCAACCAACCAGAAUCAUCUUAUUAGUCCAAUCAUCUGAAGCUGCUUGUUUUGAUGGACCAAGUCAUGAGUUGGUCCUGAAGAACCAAAUGAAUAUGAAGCAACACAAACAGUUGUUGGUUUGGUUGGCAACAUAUCAUAACAUAUCAUAACAUAUCAUAACAUGUCCAUCAUCCAAGUCAAAGCUGAUGCGUGGGAAUAUCUUGUUUUACGGAAAACCCAAACUAUAGCUGCAUCACAUUCCCAAUCACUAAAUAUUCACAUUUGAGGGGCUGGAAUGAGAAGAUGUUUACCUUUUCAAAUCAC